Messenger RNA from Anolis carolinensis (green anole), 2810 nucleotides. It is a transcript of the gene rprd1b, whose product is annotated as regulation of nuclear pre-mRNA domain containing 1B. The coding region runs from base 148 to 1206 and encodes 352 amino acids. NCBI's taxonomy places the organism in Eukaryota, Metazoa, Chordata, Lepidosauria, Squamata, Anolidae. Gene Ontology annotation, molecular function: RNA polymerase II C-terminal domain binding. The record is from RefSeq and is a predicted model, not a curated record. The transcript is spliced from 7 exons. Gene Ontology annotation, biological process: mRNA 3'-end processing.
UUCGACGAUCCGUAGCUCACUGGUCUUUGAACCGGAGAUGAGGUGAAAGCGCGGGCGGCCAUUUUGUGGCGGUUUUCCAGAAGAGACGGGACGACAGAGAGGCCUGGUCUGGUCCAGCCAGGCCGGGCCUCCUCUUCCUCCGCCACCAUGUCCUCCUUCUCGGAGUCGGCGCUGGAGCGGAAGCUGUCGGAGCUGAGCAACUCGCAGCAGAGCGUGCAGACGCUGAGCCUGUGGCUCAUCCACCACCGCAAGCACGCCGCCCCCGUCGUCAACGUCUGGCACCGCGAGCUGCGCAAGGCAAAAUCAAGUAGGAAACUCACUUUCCUAUAUUUAGCCAAUGAUGUCAUCCAGAACAGUAAACGGAAGGGACCUGAAUUUACAAGGGAAUUUGAAACUGUUCUCGUGGAUGCUUUUUCACAUGUUGCCAGGGAGGCAGACGAGGGCUGCAAAAAGCCCUUGGAACGAUUGCUGACCAUCUGGCAGGAGAGGAGUGUGUAUGGCAGCGAGUUCAUACAACAGCUGAAACUGUCUAUGGAGGACUCCAACAGUCCCCAACCGAAAGAGAAGAAAAAGUCCUUGAAGGAGUCUGUGUUUUCAGUUGCAGAGAAGAAAAAGUCCUUGAAGGAGUCUGUGUUUUCAGUUACAGAGGAGAAGAAGUCCUUGAAGCGGACAUUUCAGCAAAUACAAGAAGAGGAAGAUGAUGAUUACCCUGGGAGCUACUCCCCCCAGGACCCCAAUGCGGGGCCUCUUCUGACGGAGGACUUGAUCAAAGCCCUUCAAGAUCUAGAAAAUGCCGCCUCGGGCGAUGCCACGGUGCGGCAGAAAAUAGCCUCCCUCCCCCAAGAGGUUCAAGACGUGUCUCUAUUAGAGAAGAUUACAGAUAAAGAGGCUGCGGAGCGCCUAUCAAAGACGGUAGACGAGGCGUGUUUGCUACUCGCGGAGUACAAUGGGCGCCUGGCAGCGGAGCUAGAGGACCGGCGCCAGCUGGCACGCAUGCUGAUUGAGUACACACAGAACCAGAAGGACGUGUUGACGGAGAAGGAGAAGAAGCUGGAAGAGUACAAACAGAAGCUGGCCCGGGUGACACAGGUCCGCAAAGAGCUGAAGUCCCACAUCCAGAGCCUCCCGGACCUGUCGCUGUUGCCCAACGUUACCGGAGGGUUGGCCCCUCUGCCGUCUGCUGGGGACCUUUUUUCGACUGACUAGGACACACAAGUGUCUGUAUUUCCCCCUCGCCUGCCUCUCCCUCUCCCAUUUUCCACUUGAUACCAGCAGAACACCUCCUUGGCGAACCUCAUUGUAACCUGACAUAGGAAGGAAUGGACAGAGACCCUCCGUUGAUCUCUCGCUGCUGUGUGGGGAACAUUUCUCUUGCUGGAAAGAAGAAAAAAGUCAUCCCGCGUGGCAGAGCUUUCCAUCACCUCCCUCAGUUUCCACUUCAGCCUGGGCAAACCCUGUGUGUCCUCCUGAGAGUUUUCAACAAUGACAGAGGCUGAUUUAUGCUUUGCUCCCACCCAGCACCCCCUGCAUAAAGAAGAACUUGGUUGUUUUCUGACUCGGUUUGGUGUGUGUGUGUCAAGCUUGAUUUCUCUGGAUCCUCCAUUACUAGGCAAAGAAAGCACAUUUGAGGGUAUGCUUUGUGAAAGGUUUAGGAGGGGACAUGCAGACCUCAGGUAAGCAACAACAAAAAAAGGAUGUUCUCUUGACCGCAACUGAAUGCCAUAUUCUUCCACGCAGCAGCCCUUGUUAGUCUGUCAGAUCUGGUUUCACUCAGUCUCCCCUUGUGUUUCUUUCAUCUCCUGUAACAUUUAGGAGCCCCAAGGAUCCAACUCUCCUUAGGUUUAGACCCUCUGGCUUGAAUACCAUGGGAAACCCUCUCAAAGCACUGUGACUAGACUCUCACCAAGACUUCCAACCCUUAGCAGCUGGAUUGCUCUCCUUCCACAAGCAAAUGGACCGGGCGGACACUUUCUAGAAAGAAAGAAAGAUAGGAGACGUUCCCAACAAAUUGUGGACAUUGAUUUGCAUACCUACCUUUAUAUAUUCAUCUCUCUUCACCAAUUUCCUGAGGAACCAAGGCAACCAAAAUCUCAAACAACCUUUCUUCACCCUAGUAUUUUCCAGAUGUGUUGAACUACAAGUCCCAUAUACAUCAAUGUGAGAGUUAUAUCAGCGUGUGUGUGUGUACAUGUGUGUGUGACCAGACUGGCUCCAUCAUAGGACAGCUAAUUUCACAUUUGAUGAUUUCUGUGUUCCCAGAACAAGCCAAGCCUCCUUCCUUCCUUUGCUUCUGUGAUAUUCCCAACUCAGAGGAACCAUCUGAUCCAGUAUCAUCCUUUAUACCAUUAUUUUGAAGAAGGAAUUAGUUUAGCAAUCAGCAUUUGGCCUGGAAGGUCUGCAUAUGCAUUCCAGCCCCCAAAAUGAAUUUCUUCUCAAAGAUGGGCCAGUUCUGAGUCCUGUGUUGUCAACACACAUCUUGGUCUUCACAGUAGAUGCAUCUCCAUGCAUGAUGCCUUUCCUCCAUGUUUGAAGUCACAGGAGAAGCAUCGCAGCCACAUUUUUGUUCUCCUCUGUGCUUCUCAAACCAGGGUCCCAUUUGCGGAGAGGAAAAGCGGGGGGUCUCCCCAUUACACUGACUGGGGUGGUCUCCGGCGGACGUCAAGCCCGUAUUCUUGCCCCCGAGAUGUUUUCUUAAAUCUGUAUAUGAACCGACCUAGAGAUAAAUCUAGAGAUAUAGGCUGCCAUUUUGGCAGCAAUAUAUUCUGAAAAGUCUCAUAAAUAUAUUUUUGAAUAAAGAGGGUGUCGUUCAA